Molecule: messenger RNA, 837 nt
Organism: Ambispora leptoticha
Lineage: Eukaryota; Fungi; Glomeromycota; Glomeromycetes; Archaeosporales; Ambisporaceae
Source: the annotation of a GenBank genome assembly
AUGGAAACGGGUAAUAGCGAUACUGAUAACAACACACAAAUUGAGAACGAUUGUUUCAAAAAAUUACCAAAUGAAAUUAUUAAAAAGAUUCUUAGCUUCUUAAACGCACGAGACAUUUUUUCCAUUUCUUUGGUGAACAAAAAUCUACAUCAGCAUGUUCAAGAUAAAUACGUAUGGCAAUUAAUGUGCAUAAAUCGCUUCAGUGAAGAAAGCAUCAACGAAGAGAAAGAGCGACAAAGACGAAUAAAUGCCAAAACUAGCGUUGAACCGGUUGCAUCAGAAUCUCCUUCGGAUGAAGCGAAUGUCAAUUGGCGAAGCCUGUAUAUGAAAUUAUCCCGGCCUAUUAGUUUUUUGGCGAAAGAUCGUGAAAUUAUUUGGUUGGAUAAUGCGGAUGGUGUUGGAAAUACUCAUCACUGGAAAACGUUGACUUGUGAUGAAAGCGAAUAUGGAAAAGCUGUUUUCUUGGAUUAUGUUUGGUGGUUUGAUGUUCGGGGUACUUUACCAAAUGUAGAACCAGGAACUUAUGAUGUUAUUUGGCGCUUUAAAGUUGAUCCGAAUCGAUAUGCUGGUCUCCAUAAUUUAACAUUUGAGACUGAUGUUUUUGAAGUAUUUGAUGAAGAAUCAGAAUUAAUAAAUGAAAAACCAAUCGAAAUGAAGAAGAGAUUCUUAGCGAGUUCGGAGAUAUUUGAUCGCAUUGCUGAAGAUGGCGGUUGGUUAGAAUACUGCUUACCAGAUCAAAUUACGGUUUCAGAAGAACGAGUAAUUGAUUCAGUUCGGAUCCCACACUCGGUUGUAUGCAAAAUUUAUAAUCAUGAAGGAUUUGUUAAAAGAGGACUG